AUGAGCAAAGGAAAGUUUUACAUGGAGACUCAUGAAAAAGUACAAGAGAGUACUUACGAUUUGGACAAUAUGGUGAAAAUUCCUGCGUAUACGAUCACUAAGGCAAUGGAGAAACAACACAAAAGCAAGCGUUUCAUUGAUAUAGAUCUGAAAUCAAUUCCCGACCCAGAGAUGUCUUCUGUUAAAAGUAUAAGCUUUAAUCGGACCUAUACUGUCGGUGACCACUUCCAUGUAAAAAUCAUUCUCCGGGACGUACUUGGUCGUAGGCUUCAAAGUGGCGGCGAUGUACUUAGAAUAUGGUUGGUUAAUUACAAGUUGGAAGCUAAUGUAAUCGGAACGACCACCUACAUAGGAAACGGGACAUAUAUCGGCCAAGUACUCCUGCCUUGGAAAGGGCAUGCAACCCUGCUUGUGUCGAUUGCUCAAACGAGACAAGCAAUAACUUCUGUCAUGUCUGUUAUAAAUGGUUACGGAAACCUGUACGAAAUGUAUGGACUUUUUAGCAAUGAAGUGGAUCCGUAUCAUGGAGAGACUGAAAAAACGCUUUGUAGUACGGUGGCCAAUCCCAGAAUGGGCAAAGAUGUGUGCAAUCUGACGUCUCAGAACUUUGGGUAUUCUUGGUUCUGUGCGAAGCCUAAAUGUCUCCGUUGUCAGGAUUGGAAAGCAGUGCGUGGACGAAUGCUCACGUAUCUACCGGAAUACAUCGUUAAUAAAACCAGAAAACAACACAUGGUGCUGAAGAAACGAGUCGAACUCCAAAUACAUGGGGAAACGGAAACAAUGCCAAGAAGUCGUAUACCUUGUGAGAAUAGACCCAAGACUUCUACUUGGACUGACCAAGUUCCAACAGGAUUUUACUUUAAAAACACCUGGAACUUUAUCAACUGUCGCAGUCGAACGACAUGGACAGAGCAGACAUACCAGCAGUGUUUGAAAGGGAGACAUUUACUUAUCAUCGGAGACUCCACCACCAGACAAAUUUUUGGUUAUUUAACGGAUCAAUUAAAGUUAUCGUUUUAUCCUGCGCCAAGACCAAAGGGACCAUAUGUUCAUUUUGUAUUCGGAUACAAUCGUCCAAACAAUGUAUCCGUUUCGUGGUUUCCACAUGAACAUCCAUUUUUUAAUGCACAAUACUUGUUGACGAGAUCAAUGCAGAGUGCUUCCAAACGAUUGGACAACAUUGGCAGGCACAACAAUAGUGUAAUCCUGAUUCAUUUAUGGGCGCAUCACGUCCGAACACCUCCGCAUGUAUUCAGACAGCACGUCCGGGGUAUUAGCAAUUCUGUGCAAAGACUGUUGCUCAGGUCGCCGAAAGUGAGUAUUUUUAUAAAAGGACCCCAUGCUACCCUAGACAGGAAAUGUAUAAUUCCAGUCGACUACUUAAAAAGUAUUCACAAACAGAUUUGGGUUGAUGAAUUUCGGGAUCUACAAGACAAGGUCAUUUUCCUUGAUGUGUGGGAUAUGACAGCUGGAAGCGAGAACGUCUACAUACACCCGGAAAUAAAACUUGUUAGUGAUAUUGUCCAUACCUUUAUGUCCUACGCUUGUCCAUCUUGA
Ylistrum balloti is the source of this 1557-nucleotide messenger RNA. RefSeq names its product NXPE family member 4-like. The record is from RefSeq and is a predicted model, not a curated record. The coding region runs from base 1 to 1557 and encodes 518 amino acids. NCBI's taxonomy places the organism in Eukaryota, Metazoa, Mollusca, Bivalvia, Pectinida, Pectinidae. The transcript is spliced from 4 exons.